ACAAAUUUAGCCAAGUUUUCAACGAAGGAAGUGGGGAAGAAGUAGAAGAGAAAUGAAACACUGAAAGACUUUGAGGAAAGCAUAACAAUGACAAUCAGCAGCAUGGGUUCAAUGUGAAGCAAAUAUUGGCUUUCCAGACGGAAGCCUUAAAGUGCUUUUUAGACUCAAGUGCAUGAAACUCACAUAGAGUAGAAGAGCGAAUGUAAUGUAAAGGCGUAGAUUUGUCGAUUUAUUGAGAAGCUGCGAUUUCCUUAGCUGGCCAGAAAUUUCAGUCAACAAGGGUUAGCUCCCUUCCAAUUUUACUUCGCGAUUCUUUGGUCCACUGCUUCUUAGGCCUAUGUGAGGUGAACAUUGAGAGUGAUCAAGAAGACAGCGUUUUAAUUUGUGUCAAGUGUGAUGUAUAUUGGAUAGCCUUUUGUGAUGGAGUCUCUUGGAUCCAAAGAGAAAACAUUUUCUCGUCUAUUGCAUCUCAGUCCUAUUGAUGUGAAGGAUGAACUGGAUGAGAAACUUGAAAGAUGUUACAGUGUGAUUUUGGGUCUCAUGACAAGUACUGACCGAGAAAACAGUGAGGCUCUGUAUGCUCAUGUUGCGAAAGGUAACCAACAGCAUGAUGAGGUUCAGAUGGGACUUCUGUACGCGAUCUUGGCUGAACCAAAAAUGCAAGUCAAGAGUUUUCGAGAGCUGAAUCUUGUUGCAAGGGAUGGUCUCACAUGCCUGCUCACAAAGAUCAACCAAAUUGUGUAUGAAAAAUGGCUCAAGUUGUUAGACUCAACAAAGGCUCAGAUGUUGUGGUUGUGUCGAGAACUUGUCAAAAUGAAUGCCCAAGGUGCUGACAGUGUGUGCUUAGGGAUCUUGAGACAGAUUGUGGGUGGAGAUAUAUCUCAAAAGAAUAUCUGGUUGGCAGAGAGUAUGCUUGAUUUGUUUCUGGAAAACAAACCAUUCCUUGCAAAAAAUGUCUCCUUGGUGCCGACAGUUGUAUACACAUAUCUCAGGAUCAUUGUUGAUCAUGGCAACCCCACUUUGGCAAGGCUGAGACAAAAAGAAGUUGAACUAUGUGCAAGCUUGUUGCACAGUGAUUGGCAAGAAUGCAUGAAGAUAGGGAGAGACCUGGUCAGACUUCUUCAGAAUGUUGCAAGAAUACCUGAGUUUGAAGCACUUUGGAAAGCCAUCCAUCUCAACCCCACAUCUUUGUCACCAAAUUUCACGGGUGUUUCCCAGCUGCUUCAGAGUCGAACAAAAACGAAAUUCCUCGUGGGAAGGCUCACGCCUGACAUGGAGAAUAAGCUCAUAUUCUUGAUAACCAAGGUCAGGUUUGGAAAUCAAAAAAGAUAUCAAGACUGGUUUCAGAGACAGUAUUUGUCCACCCCAGAAAGUCAGUCUCUCCGCUGUGAUCUGAUUCGCUAUAUCUGUGCAGCAUUCCAUCCAUCCAAUGAGCUCCUAUGUUCUGAUAUUAUCCCUCGAUGGGCUGUCAUCGGUUGGCUGCUGACUACUUGUACUUCCAAUGUAGCUGCCUCUGAUGCAAAGCUGGCACUGUUUUAUGACUGGCUUUUCUUUGACCCUGAGAAGGAGAUCAUGAAUAUUGAGCCUGCUGUCCUUGUGAUGUUCCACUCCAUGAGACCUCAUCCUGCCAUUACAGCAACUUUGUUAGAUUUCAUGUGCAGAAUAAUGAACAAUUUCAGUGUGACUCACUCUGCCCAGAUACGAAACAGCAUUUUUACAGCCUUACGCACCAUCCUGGAGAAAAGAGUGUUGCCUUCAUUGUCUCCAUUGUUUGACAACCCAAAGUUGGACAAAGAGCUCAGGAAUUUGUUACGAGAAAAUUUUUCAGAGUUUUGCAGUCAAGAAGUGAAAGAUGUGGCAUCGAUAAAGAGUGAGCUGGACAUGGACACUGGAAACAACCACAUAGGGGAGAACAAUCUGUCAGAUGCUUGCUUCAGUGAUGAUGAGGAGGACACUGUCCCAAUGGGCAAAAUGAAAGAGGAGGUUGGGUUCAGGCCCAUUAAGGAAUCUGCUGCAUAUGUGGCUGUUGAUAUCACAGAGCAUCUAAACCAGUUGAGUGGUCAGAUCCAUGAUCUCACAUCAGAACUGCAAGGAGAAAGUAAUCAAGAGAUGCAGUGUGACCUUACUGAUCAGCUGAUGCAGAGAGUCAUCCAAGAGGAGGAUUUUGACCAAGACACAACUUCUACUCUGGCGAUUUGCCUAUGCCAGAUACUUAGUCCACAGUUCAACAGUAGACUGUUCCCAGAGGAAGUGGAUGAGGAUGAUUUUUUAUUUUGCUCCUCCCCUAGGUCAAUAGAGGAUUCAAUAGGGUCACCACUGUUUGUAAUAUUCAGAUUUCUCAGCCAGAUGUCAGAAGAAGACCCCCGGCGCCAACCCUUGUUGCAGUUGUUAGCUGAGAUGUACAUGAAGCAACCACGUGUGGGCUAUAUGAUGUUGUAUUUCCUCAAAGUCAGCAAAGGGAGUGAUGAAAAAAUGGGUACCUACAAAGACUUCUGUCAAAAUGUUGAUGGGAAAGAUUUGAAGUCGUGUCUGACCAGUGAUCUCAAGCUGUGCCAGGUGGACGAUGUGAGAUUAUUCACGUUUCUGAUUCCAGACGUCUACACACAUUUUCCAAGCAUUGCAUCUGGGGACGCCACUAUCCUGAACUUGAUUGUCUCAAGUAUUGAUGGCACACAGCUGCAAGACCUGAUUUGUCAGAUUCUACAAGGCCACCUGAUGAUGUUCAAAAACAAAGAGACAUUUUUGUCAGUGUUGAAUGCCAGCUUAGAGUGGGAGACGAUUGAGCAGUACUUCCUGUGGCAGUUGGUCAUGGCUCACAACAUCCCUGUAGAACACAUCCUCCCCAUCUUGCCAAAGCUAGAAUUUACUGCCAAUGCAGAGGCCCUUACAAGCUUGAUGGUUCUCCUCAAACAAGUCAGUCCAAACUGGGACCUGUUGCGGCCAGUGCUGUCUCGGGAGUGCAAAAAGUCUGACUUCUUCACUGUCUCCAUUCUGAAGUACUGGGCACAAGAGCAUGAGGAUCGCUUAGCAGAACUCAUCAACUUUCAACUCACAAAGCUCAAUGGAACACCAAAGAAAAGACAGAGAACUGGUGGUGGCAUUAAGAAAGAUCAUCCAACAGUUGAUCAGAUCCUUGCUCACCUAGAUCACAUGCGACAAGUUUGUCGGAAUAUUUCAUUUUUGAAUCAUGAAAAUAUCCAGCAUGCUCUACAACAAGUGCAGAUUACCGAGGCACAGAAAGCAAAGUACAGUGACCUCCUGGCCCUGGCCGAGGACAUCGAUGACAUGAAGAUUGUGCGAGUGCUCCGUGGAAGGAAGGCCUCCAACGCCAGCGGGCUCAGCCCCAAGCACACAAAGAACAAAAAGUCUGCAGAGAGUGACAGCGGGGGCAGCGACUCUUCAGAUGAUGAAAUCAAACCUCAGACAAAGAAAAGGAAGAAGAUGGCGGCUGCAAAUGUGGAAGAAGACAGCGACUGAAUAAUGCAUACAUAUUUGAAUCAUUCGUAAAUAUCCAUUGAGUCAUUAUCACAUUUUACUUGUUACUUGUUUUAUAAGUCAAUAUAUUAUGACCAUUCAUCUAGGACUUAAUGGGCUUAUCGCCUCUGUGUUUUCAUCAAAGUCACAUUUACAUAUUGUAAAAAGUUUUCAUUCAGACACAACUGCAGCAGGUUUACUUCAUCAUGUACAUGUAUGUACCACUUUUCAUUUGCCACCCCGAGAUUUACAUGCUAUCAUUCAGACCAGAAUGUUUUUAAAAUUGUUCAUUGCACGGAGAUGAAAUGCAUAAAAAUGAAAUGUCAUGAAGCAAAA
This is a messenger RNA of Aplysia californica (California sea hare), 3810 nucleotides long. Its product is annotated as integrator complex subunit 3. Lineage: Eukaryota; Metazoa; Mollusca; Gastropoda; Aplysiida; Aplysiidae. The coding region runs from base 421 to 3477 and encodes 1018 amino acids. The record is from RefSeq and is a predicted model, not a curated record. The transcript is spliced from 33 exons. Gene Ontology annotation, cellular component: cytoplasm.